GUGCAUGUGUGGGAAGCCAGACGAAAGUGUUUGGAGCUCCUCUCUCUGUCUCUCUCUGUCUCUCUUCCUUCCCAUCAAUGGAAAUCCACAGGCUGAACCAGGUGUGACAGUUGAGGGGAAUCAGAGACUGUUGUCUGGGGGCUUGGUGAUGAUGCUAGAAGGGUGCCAUGGUACCGAACCAUCAGCUGCUGAAUCAUCAUAUCUCUGCAUGCUCAUCCAUUGUAAAUAAAGCUGUUCUCAGCCCAGUUUGGUGAAGGGCGUGGCGGGGAAGGGAGAGCCGAUGAAGACAGAACUGAUGAAGGAGCCGCCUAGCAACAGAGAAGGAGACGGAGCGGAGGAGGGGGUCACGGACAGGCGGCCGGAGCCCCCCAGGGGGGAGGUGGAGAUGAACGGGACCUGCGAGCGGCCGGGGGCAGGAAAGUCCCCUCACGGCUCCGGCGCCAGAGCGGGGGGGCGGCCGGGCGAGGCGAGCGGGGUUUCGCGGAUCCGUGAGAACGGCGUGGCGGACCGGGACGCCCCGCACGGCUCCGUCACCGGGAGCAACGGCUUCAUCCUCGGGGGCCAGCAGCUGGAGGGCGGGGCGGCGGCCACGCACAGGACUAGCGGCUCGCCCGCGGCCCCCUCUUUGGUGGGACACGCCACCAAGACCUUCCCGCCCUCCUCGGGCCUAGCCAGAGCCCGGAAUCUUGGUGCAUCAAAGACUGACGCGGGCGCGGGCGCGGGCGGGGAGACAGAGACUAAAAACGGAAUGGCCCAACCCCCCUCGCAACCGGUCACCGUACACCGGGCGCGCAAGACCAUGGCAAGGCCCGCCUCCAACCAGUCAACACUAAAGCUUCUGAACAGGGAACUAAAAGAACCAAACGUCAGGAAAGAGGAGAUUCAGACGGAGGCUGAGAAACCCCCACAGACACCCCCACCUUCCCAAAACCAACUACCUCGGAACCAAAACGAAUCAGCAACUGGCCCCACCAAGACACAGACAGCAGCGGUGGUCGGGUCGCGGAAGAAGAAGAGGAAGAUGGGGACCUACAGCCUCGUCCCCAAGAAGAAAACCAAAGUGCUGAAGCGCUCAGUGCUGGAGAUCUUCAAGGACCUGAGCCGUGCCUCUCUCACUGCUCAGAAGGAGAGAUUGCACAUGAACGGAGAGAGUGUGGAAAACGAGUCUGAGGAGGAAGAGUCCGAGGACGGGGAGGGAGAGGAGUCGGAGGAAGAAGAGGAACAGAGCGGGGAGGUGGUGGAGGAGGGUGUGGCCGCCCCCCAGGAUGUGGGCAGAACAGAGGAGAGCAGUACACCACAGGGGGUUGGGGAGGCGGGGGAGGAGCAGGAGACAGAGGAGUCAGGCGAUGAAGAUGGUGAAGAGGAGGGCAACGACUCAGACCUGAGCUCCGAGUCCGGCCUGAAGAAACGACUGAAGAAGAAAGGAAAAAGCGACAAUCCCUGGCUGCGGCCAUCCAGGAAGCGCAAGCGGAAGAUGAAAUCGAAGGCCGAGGGUCUCUCAGGCAAUGAGGCUGAGCCUCAGGCCCUGGCUGGUAUCAGCAAGGAGUACACUGAGGUGCCCCUGGACUCGCUCAACCUCAAGGCCCAGGAGGAGCUGCUCUCAUCUCAGCACUCUGGAGUGUCCGAGGGCGGGGUCGCCAUGGAGACCGACAUGGUGCAGGACCUGCCGCUCUGCAGCUGUCGCAUGGAGACGCCAAAGAGCCGCGAGAUCUUCACGCUGGCCGACAGGAAGUGCAUGGCCACGGAGAGCGUGGACGGCCAGUUGACUCGGUGUCAGAGUGGAGUGAUGAAACAGGAAAUGAUGCGGCCCUCCAACUCAGUGCAGCUGAUGGUUCUGUGCGAGGCCCACCGGGCCGGUAUGGUUCAGCACCAGUGCUGUCCGGGCUGUGGUUACUUCUGCAGGGCGGGGACCUUCAUGGAGUGCCAGCCGGACAGUAACAUCUCGCACCGGUUCCACCGAGCCUGCGCCUCAGUCUUGAAGGGCCAGAGCUUCUGCCCGCACUGCGGAGAGGACGCCGGCAAGGCCAUGGAGGUCACCAUCGCCAAGGCCGACACCACCUCCCGGGUCCUCCUCGCACCGCCCGCCGGGACCACCGGCCUCACCGAGGGACGGGCCGACACCACCACCGGCGGCCUCUCCAGUCUCUCGUUCUCUGGAGAGGACAAGGUGGACAGCUCCCUCUCCAAAUCCCCAGAGGUGCUGGACACGUCCCCCGGAGGUUCGAAGGUGGGGCCCGGAGGCGUGGGGUCCCCGCCCGGACAGCCGAAAGAGACACUGGAGAGCAUCCUCCUGGCACUCGAUGCAGAGAAGCCCAAGAAGCUGAGGUUCCACCCCAAGCAACUGUACAUCUCUGCCAAACAGGGGGAGCUCCAGAAGGUGCUAAUGAUGCUUGUGGACGGGAUCGAUCCCAACUUUAAGAUGGAGAGCCAGAGCAAACGCACGCCCCUGCAUGUAGCAGCCGAGGGGGGCCACCAGGACGUCUGCCACAUGCUCGUCCAGGCUGGGGCUAACCUGGACAUGUGCGAUGAGGACCAGAGAACACCCCUGAUGGACGCCUGUGAGAACAACCACCUGGAAACGGUCCGCUACCUGCUGAGGGCUGGGGCCAUCGGCAGUCACAAGGACGUGGAGGGAUCCACGUGUCUCCAUCUGGCUGCUAAAAUAGGGCAUUUUGACAUUGUACAGCAUCUCAUAUCCACUGGAUCAAUAGACAUCAACUGUCAGGAUGAUGGAGGCUGGACUGCCAUGAUCUGGGCGACGGAGUACAAGCACGUAGAGCAGGUCAAACUCCUGCUCUCCAAAGGGGCGGACAUCAACAUCAGAGACAAGGAAGAGAACAUCUGUCUCCACUGGGCGGCCUUUUCUGGCUGUGUGGGCAUCGCUGAGAUCCUCCUGGAGGCUCGCUGCGACCUGCAGGCCGUCAACAUCCACGGCGACUCGCCCCUCCACAUCGCCGCCCGCGAGAAUCGGCUUGAGUGCGUGACGCUGUUCCUCUCGCGCGGGGCAGAUGUUGUCCUGAAGAACCGGGAGGGGGAGACGCCGCUGGAGUGCUGCAGCCAUAACUCCAAAGUGUGGGGCACCCUGCAGGCCAGCAGGAAGCUGAGAGACGCCGAGGCCAACGGGGCCGUCCAGGGGGAGAAGGUCCUCAGCAGGGACAUCGCUCGGGGGUACGAGAAGAUUCCUGUCCCAUGCGUUAACGGGGUGGACAGCGAACCCUGUCCCGACAACUACAAAUACGUCCCCGACAAUUGUGUCACCUCCCCCAUGAACAUAGACAAGAACAUCACCCACCUCCAGUACUGCGUGUGCAAAGAUGACUGCUCCUCAACCAACUGUAUGUGCGGCCAACUCAGCCUGCGCUGCUGGUAUGACAAGGAGGGGCGUCUGCUUCCCGAGUUCUGCCGUGAGGAGCCUCCGCUGGUGUUCGAGUGCAACCACGCCUGCUCAUGCUGGAGGACCUGCAAGAACCGCGUGGUGCAGAACGGUCUACGGAUCCGACUGCAGCUGUUCCGAACCCGUAAGAUGGGCUGGGGCGUGAAGUCACUGCAGGACAUCUCCCAGGGCACCUUCGUCUGCGAGUACGUGGGGGAAAUCAUUUCAGAUGCGGAGGCUGAUGUCAGGGAAAACGACUCCUACCUGUUCAACCUCGACAGUAAGGUGGACGACGUGUACUGCAUCGAUGCCCGUUUCUAUGGCAACAUCAGCCGGUUCAUUAACCACACGUGCGAGCCCAACCUGUUCCCUGUGAGGGUCUUCACCUCUCACCAGGACCUGCGUUUCCCCCAUAUCGCCUUCUUCGCCAGUCGCAACAUCAGCGCCGGGGAGGAGCUUGGGUUUGAUUACGGUGACCACUUCUGGGAGAUCAAGGGCAAGUUCUUCAGCUGCCAGUGCGGCUCGACCAAGUGCAGGCAUUCUGCGGCUGCCAUCGCCCAGAGACAGGCUGACAGCACCCCCGAGGGCAACCAAUCAGGAGCCCUGCCUGACACCAGCUCUUCCCCCACCACGCCCUCCAGCCCCUGUUGAGACCCGCCCUCUGGCUCCAUGGCCCUACCAAGCCAUUUGACCCAAUCACACCACACCAGCACAAGCCCCGCCCCUCACCCUAUCCCAGGACCACGCCCUCAUUCACAGCCAGCCUUCACAUUGGUCAGUGCGACUGGUGGCAGUUUGUACGGAUGUCUGUACAUGUCCCAGUGUCCCUCACAGCCUGGUCGUUUCAGUCCCCUCCCUCCCCCCGGUCAUGCCCACGUCUUCGCUCAGCGGAAGGGAGGCUGCUGGGAAAUGUAGUCCUCUUAACUUCUUCUUUUAUGGUUUGGAUUUUUAAUUCGUAGCCUUGCUCUGGUUUUGCCAGGGUAACGGGACAGACCGCACACCCCCAAAAAAUAACUGUGGAGGUUACUUUCUGCACCUCUAAGCAAUGGUUUGGAUAAUGAUUCAUGCAUCUACAUCCAAGAGGAAAAUUAAGCAGGAUUGUAAAUUACCCAGCAUGCAUCUGUAGCAUACGAGUAGGUCGGUUAUGCCGUUUUGGCCUCCCAAGUAAUUCCUUUGGAACACCGUUAAAUUACCGUAAAGAUGAUUUUUAAGAAAGAAAAAACAAUUUAUUUACCUCGUUAAGCUCUGUGUCAUCAAUGCAAGGGGAAAUGGUGGAAGUUUUAAAGGUUAUUUCACAUUGUGUUUGUUUCAUUCCUCUGAACGUGAUUUAGAUGAGAUUUGGAUGUUAAGAGGGGUAAACAUGGUGAACAGCACUGUGGAAUCGCAAAUAGUUUUUUAGUUUUUUUUUUAGUUUUUUAGUUUUUUUUUUUUUACACCUAGCCCCUGACAUCUCGUUUAGUUAUUGAAAUUCAUCAUUAGUAUUUAAUCCUAUUUUCAGGUUGUGUUUUCGGGGUGUUCUUCGGAAAUUCUCUGCAAGUGGACCUCAGCCCGUUAUCAGAUGCCGUUAUCAGCUGCACAUCAACUACCAAUCAGGAGCAUGAACCUGCCGGUGAUGCUCAUGAGCUGUCACUCGACUCUGUGGAUUCCUUUAUCUUGAGCUGGAUGACAGCUUUUCUCCCACACAAUGACAUCACUACUCCGGAACACUUUCCCCCCAGGGUCCCAAGGGGAGGCAGCAGCGUGCUUGUGUGUGUGUGCCACCUUUUGUUAAUAUUUAUGUCAUUUCUAUUGAAAUGCCAAAAUAACAGAUGGCAAGCGUUGCGAUCAAGGGCACGUCCAUAACAGCACGUCUUAUGAGGCAGAAGAGUGGCAAAGUUUUUUUUUUUUUUAGUUUUUUUUAAUCAAACCUUGAAAUAUUUGGGGUGAAGUUUGGGUCAGAAUUUGCUGGGGACAAGAAAAUGGUGCUGACAAAGGUGUUUUAUUUUUUUUUAUUUUGUAUUACUCGCCAAGUGAAUACGAGUUGUAAAAUAAGAGGAAGUGAUUUUUUUUUCCUUUUUUACUUUUAAAUUUACCUCCAGUUUUCUAACUGUAGUAAUUGUAGUUAGUAGUUUUUGUUUCAUGGAUAAAGCUCAUUAUUCCUUGUGUCUUUUUAAAUGUGGUUAGUAUGGUAGUCUAUCUUGUGCGGAUUCUCAGAGAUGAGUACAAAUGAAAAGACAAAAAAAAAACUAUUAUCUUUCUUUACUUUCUGUUACAUAUUUCUGGACAGUGAAUUAUGAUGAUCUGUCUAAUUGGUUGUAUCUUUCCUUUUUCAAUAAAUUUACUACUAAUGA
Molecule: messenger RNA, 5703 nt
Organism: Conger conger (European conger)
Lineage: Eukaryota; Metazoa; Chordata; Actinopteri; Anguilliformes; Congridae
Gene: ehmt1b
Product: euchromatic histone-lysine N-methyltransferase 1b
Exons: 28
Coding region: 281-4024 (1247 amino acids)
Cellular component (GO): nucleus
Molecular function (GO): histone methyltransferase activity; protein-lysine N-methyltransferase activity; p53 binding
Source: RefSeq, a predicted model, not a curated record